AUGGAGAAGUUAAAGAAAACGCGUAAGGCUUUAAGAGCAGCGUUUACACGUGCAUUCUCUCGAUUGAACCAGUUAAUAGAGGAAGAGAAUGUCGAUACAGUGGAACUACAGUCAAUGUUCGAGGUCUUUAAAGGCAAAGUGUGCGAAUUAGACGAGCUCGAUCAACAAAUUUUCCAACGGAUGCAAGAUGCGGAAGAAAUUACUGAAGAAGUCUUGUCAGAGGAAAUAGAGAAUGCAGACGAAUAUCGUAUCAAGUAUCAAAGGAUGAAGCUUAGGGUAAGUCGUAUUGUAGAAGCCCCUCUGUUGCAUACACGAUCAAAUGAGUCUCUAAAUGUGAUUACGACGCCUCCACAUACACAAGAUAAAAGAUUUAAGUUGCCAAAGAUAGAGUUACAAAAAUUUAGUGGUGAUUUGAAAGAAUGGCUAAAGUUUUGGAGCUUGUUUAAAAACAUUCAUGAAGACGGGUCUCUCUCAAAAGGGGACAAAUUUCAAUAUCUUGUACAGGCCAUAGUAGAAGGUUCGAAAGCUAGUGAACUUAUUAACAGUUUUCCUCCUAUAGCUGAGAAUUAUGAUAAAGCAAUUGACAGACUCAGAGACCGUUACGGUAAGAGUGAUUUACUAAUUGAAGUGUAUGUCCGUGAAUUACUCAAACUAGUGCUUAACACAGUCAAAGUAGGAAGUAAAAUAUCUAUGGCCAGUCUUUACGAUAAACUUGAGACUCAGUUGAGAGCACUUGAAUCCUUAAAUGUAACGACAGAAAUGUGCGCAGCCAUGCUAUAUCCAUUAGUCGAAUCAGCUUUGCCUGAAGAUUUAUUAAGAGUAUGGCAGAGAAAUACCACAUCAACGGGCACUGACGAUGCCAAAGAUCGACUGAGCGGAUUGAUGGACUUCUUGCAAAAGGAAGUGACAGCAGAAGAGAGAAUAGCCAUGGCAGUACAAAGAUUUGACGACAAAGCAGUUUUCAAGGAGAUCAAAGAGUCAAAAGGAAAACAAAAACUACAAUCAAACAAAGUAGCCUCAGCAUCUGGACUUAUUAAUGCCAAACCAUUGCAAGGGGUAGAAUGCAUAUUUUGUAGUGAGAAACAUGACAGUAGUUCGUGCAUCAAAGCAAAGACAAUGUCUUUGGAAGAAAGACAGAAAAUAGCGAGGAAUAUGAACGCUUGUUUCAACUGUUUAAAGUUAGGUCACAGCUUCAGGAGAUGUCGCUAUAAGGAGUCAUGUCCUUGGUGCAGAAGACAACAUGUACUGUUAAUGUGCCGUAACAUAUCUUCGAAUCUCAAAUCUAAGGAGCCCGAUGAGAUAAGGAGCGAGAUAGAGGACAAAGUAGAGGGACAAAAUUUAGCGAGUCUAUCCAAAGAGCCUGAGGUGUUUCUACAGACGUUACGAGUCUGUCUGGUUAACGCAGGAGUGAAAUUACAGGUACGUGCACUUAUAAAUACCGGUUCUCAUUAUUCGUAUAUUUCAGAACGAGUAGCUAAGAAGCUUCGAUAUGAACCGAUGGGAAAACGUACAAUGAUCCACUUAUUGUUUGGAGGAACACAGACUCGACCGCAAGAGCAUCAAUAUUAUAAUGUACACUUACGUAGUCUGGAUGGAUCCUGCGAUUACGAAUUCAUGGCCUAUCAACAAGAUACCAUUUGUGCGGAUGUCGCAGGUAAAAUAUAUACCGGAAGAAUUGUUAAUCUCAAGUGUGGAGUCACCGCUAUCGAAACGCGUUUAGGAUGGACAUUAUUGGGUCGAGCUCCACGAUUUAAGAAGAAAGAGUCGGACACGGUACUAACCGUUCUGUCCAUGUACGUUCAAGAUGCCGAUAUAACUGACUUAUGGAAUCUUGACGUUAUCGGUAUAGAGGAUCCUAUCCGAAAGUCCACAAAAGAAGAACACUUACAAGAGGUCCUUUGCCGAUUCUAUGAUACAAUUAAGAUUGAGGAGACUGGCAGAUACGAGGUGUUUUUGCCUUGGAAAGAAAAUCAUCCACCUCUCUCCGAAAAUCGAGAAACUGCCAAAAGAAGAUUAGGAAAUACUAUAAUAAAACUUCGCAAUGAUGGAUUGCUUCAUGAGUACGAAAAAGUUUUCAAUGAAUGGCUAGAAGAAGGCAUAAUUGAGGAGGUUCCUACGGAAGAAUUGAGCCACCCUGGACAUUAUUUGCCUCAUCGACACGUUGUUAAGGAAAAUAGUACCACACCUAUACGUCCCGUCUUCGAUGCCUCGGCUACGGAAAAGGGUAAAGUCUCAUUGAACCAAUGUCUAGAGGCGGGGCUCAACUUUAUUGAGCUUAUACCAACGUUACUUUUACGAUUUCGUGAGAAACGCAUUGGAGCCAUUAUGGACAUAAGAAGAGCAUUUCUACAAAUCAGUAUAACCCCUAAGGAACGAGAUUAUGUGAGAUUCCUUUGGCAGCGGACUUCUGAUGACAAAAUAGUAACUUAUCGACAUUGUAGAGUAGUUUUUGGAAUCACCAGUAGCCCUUUUCUGUUAGGGACUACCCUUGACUAUCACAUGAAACAAGUUCUUGAAAGAACUAGCGAUGAACAGACAAAAUCCAUAAUUGAGAGGCUUGGAAAAUCGAUGUACGUGGAUAAUUGUGUUACAAGUGUCGAAACAGAAGAAGAAAUGAAUUCUUUCAGAGCGAUCGCGAUCUGUCAUGAGCUCAGGCGGGUUUGA
This is a messenger RNA of Trachymyrmex cornetzi, 2664 nucleotides long. RefSeq lists its product as uncharacterized. The record is from RefSeq and is a predicted model, not a curated record. The transcript has 2 exons. Bases 1 to 2664 code for a protein of 887 amino acids. Lineage: Eukaryota; Metazoa; Arthropoda; Insecta; Hymenoptera; Formicidae.